AAACAGACAGGUAGUUGCUGGAGGUAGGUGGUGCUAUUGGCGCAAGGGGCGCAAACUUCAGUAUAAAUGGAUGCGUAUUCUUCGGCCGACACAGUUGUUAUGAUGAUAAACGUCGAGGGUAGAGGUGAGCGCCCGGUGAUCUCCUCGACUUGACUACGUCUGCAGUAACUUUAAUGAUGCUCCGUUGGAGGAUCUGAAGUGUGUUUUCGUGUGUGUGUGUGUGUGUGUGUGCACGCGCGCUGCGACGGAUCAGUUUUGGAGUCGCCAGCAGUGCGCUUCAGCUUGGAUAUAAGACACACGAUCUGCAGGACUGGUCACGUCGGUUUCCUAAAGUUUAACUUUGUUGGCUUCUUGAGUGCAUUUUUACAGUGGGAUCUAUUCUUGUGGAGUGCGUUUGGAGCUGUUAACUUUGUGGGGGGAGCUGCGUUGCUCUGGUAUGGGUGAGAGCGUGCGUAUCGGGCAGAUAUGUUUUCGCUCUGUGGAAGUUUAGCCCUGCGCCCGCUCUCCUAAACUCCCAUCUUUGCAUUUUGAUUAUUACACGUUAACUGAACUCUGCAGGAGGUCUACAACGACGGGAGGAAAUGGCCAACGAGCGGAAACCGCGGCUUUGUCUCAUGACAAAAGGGGAGAACGGGUAUGGAUUUCACUUGCAUGGCGAGAAAGGGAAGAGCGGACAGUUCAUCCGCAAAGUGGAGCCUGGUUCUCCUGCAGAAGCGUCGGGGCUGCGUGCUGGAGACCGAGUGGUUGCAGUGAAUGGGGUCAACGUGGAGAAAGAGACACACCAUCAGGUGGUGCAGAGGAUCAAAACCAUAGACCACGAGACCAGGUUGCUGGUGGUGGACCACGAGACACACGAAAGUCUGCGCAGUCUGCGCCUCACAGCCACAGAGGAGAUGGCCGUUCUCGGGACGGGACCUCCCUCCUCAUCCCCUCCCCUGGCAACCCCAACCCCGUCCCCUUCCCCGUCCUCAGUCCCGUCCUCCCCCAGCAAGAAUCGGGAGAACGGCUCAGUGUCCAAGCAGCAGCCGGUCGUGCCGAGCAGCCAGGUGCAGAAGCCCACCAGGAGGUCACCGUCUAAAGCUGCAAAGAAGGAGGCUCUUGCUCAGGCUGAAGCUCAGACCCAGGCGCAGUCCCAGCCACGGCCCCAGGUCGACCCGUCCGAGCUCAUCCCGCGUCUCUGCCACCUGGUGCGCUCUGAGACGGGCUAUGGCUUCAACCUCCACAGCGACCGGUCGCGGCCCGGACAGUACAUCCGCUCCCUGGACCCAGGAUCACCCGCAGACCGGGCCGGGCUCCGGCCACAGGACAGACUCAUUGAGGUAAAUGGUGUGAACAUUGAGGGCAUGCGGCAUGCAGAGGUGGUGGCCUUCAUAAAGAAAGGGGGAGACGAGACCUGGCUGCUGGUUGUCGAUCCAGACACAGAUGAACACUUCAAGAGGAGAGGAAUUAUCCCCACAGUCAGUCAUCUCAAAGAGUAUGAUGGCCCGUCCAUAUCCAAUGGCUCCCCCAGCCCUCAGAUCAAUGGCAGCUCCACCACACAAUCCAUCAGGUCCACACGCUCUGACCUCAGCAGCCAGGGCAACAGCACACAGCUGGCGGAUGACGAGGGUGGCCGGCUGCAGGACCCGUUUGCCGAGAUGGGCCUGAGUCUAAGCGCUACGGCAGCAGAGGAAAAGAUGAAGGUCCAUGCCAAAGAAAAGAGGAAGGCACCACAGAUGGACUGGAUGAAGAAAUAUGAACUCUUCAGUAAUUUUUGAGACAUUCUCCUCCAAGGACUCUUCAAAGACAAAAAGGACAGAGCUGUCUGCAGAACAUCUGCAUGGACGAGCUUGUGCUGUGGGAGAACGUCCCUCGUACUACACAGAUCAUGUUUUUUUCUCAUAGAAAGAAGACUCAAUACAACAGAAGAUCAAUUGUUCCUGGAAUUAAAAGUGACAAAAAGAUGAGCUGUCCAAUGGAUUUUACUUUUUCUGCCACUUAAACAGCUACUUUUCCCUCAUCAAAGUACAAUAAAGUGUUGACCGACUGCAAAAACUGUGUACACAUUGCUAAAAUCACACUGUUAAGAGGUCGGAUGACCUUAAAAAGCUUCACAGACAUGUGCUUGUAUCAGAUGGGAGCAUUGCAAACAAGAUUCACAAAUUUGCCUAAAUCCUCCUCAUUUUUCCCUUUACUUUAAUCAUCCCAUCCUCCCUACACACAGAGACUAAUUUCAAACAAAUAGGGAGGAGACAGUUAUUUUUAUAUUUAAAAAGUAUAAACAGCUAUGAAUAAACAGUAUCCCAUCAUCAUGGACUGCUUUUCAAAUAGUUUUAUGGACACUGUGACAUUAAUGAUUGUGGACAUUUUGGGAGUUUUGGCCCAUCAGUCAAAGGAAGCCUAAACUUGGCAGAAGAUCACUGUGAACGAGCUGAGACCCUCCACCUCCAGCCGACCCAGAUGUUUGAUGAUAACCACUGACAAAGAAAAGGAUGGCUGUGUGUACUGGUUGUGUAUAAUCUAUUCUAUGUGUAUUUGUAUUUUUACAUUGAGAUUAUAAAGCAGUCGUGAGCUUAAGCCCAGAUAUGCACCAGCUGAAAUGCUGCAGAUCAGCCCUGCUUUAUUCAGAAAGAAUUCAUGUUGCUUGUUAUUUAGCACUCAGUCUUAAUACAUGUAUCACCACUAACCUCUCUUCCAAAAUUGUGCUCGGGUGCGUAUGUGCAUAACAGAGGAAAGCACCACUAACAUUAAUGCAUUAAUUAAGUAAAUAAUGGAAACUGGAACCUAGGACAGAGGAAUAUCUAUGUGUCUUAGGGCAAGUGGCCUAUUGAAUGAGUUUCUCAUUGUAGAGAGCUUGAUGUGUACAGCAGAGGGCAAACUUCCACCACAAAUAGAGCCCUCUAUUGGCACUAAACAGAGUAGAUGUUUAUCCAGAUGUCAUUCAUCAUCUCACAAUGUACCUAAAACUAAAAUUAAUUCAGGUGCAGUUGAGGAAGGAAACUCAAUACAGUUUGACAGUUUAUUCUCACUAGUAUUACUGAAGGUGGAUGUGAAGGAAAGAAUAACUGAGAGAUAGUCAUUCAGAUGUUAUGUGAGGGACGCUUUUACUUUUAUGUAGUUAUUAUGUUAUAUUUACACUUUUAACUGUGAUGUGAAAGCAAGCUGAUAAAUGUGAAGGCACAGGGUUGAUAUGAUUUUAUAACCAGCUGUGGAAGGAAUAUUGUUUAAAGGCUGGCAAGGCAGCCAACUUCUAAUAAAUCAGUAUUAGAGAUUGAACAGACUACAGCUACGGUAACCCUUCAUUAAUGAAUAACUCUAAAAAUUAAACUGAAACGAUUUACAAGAGAUUUUCUCAAAAGAUAUUAGUCAAGUUAGUGUGUCAUCUUGAUUUAUGGGUGGUUUCAAAUCUUCCUGUUGAUGAAAUUUAAGGCAAAAAGAUGAAAUGAGUUUAACUGAUGGGUGAAACUGUCCUGAGGGCAUGUUUCAAUAGUUAAAAGUUAAACAUUUUUGGGAAACGCACUUAGUCGCUUUCAGCCAGAGAGUUAGAUAAAUAGAAUCAAACUACUCCUGUUUGUACAGUAAUUAUGAAGCUACACCUAGCAGCAGGUUAGCGUAGCUUGGAAAACAGGGGAAACAGCUAGCAUGGCUCAUCCAAAGUUAAACAAAUCCACCUACUAGCAUUUCUAAUUACCACCUAAUAUAUCUUUUGUUUACUUAAUGCAAAAACUAAUGUGUAAAAAUGACAAUUUUCUAUUUGUGUGUCUGACUUGUAUGUGUUAACUUUAUGGAGUCCUGAAGCUGUUUCCCAUGGCAACAGCUCAGCGGUAAAAAAAAUAUAUAAUACAGAUAAUGGUCAUUUUUACUCAACAGCCUUUGUACAGAUUUUACAAAUGAAAUAUAAAAUGUUGAUUAGUAAGCUUUUUAGAGAUGUUGAUAGGCAGACUUUGUUACAGCUGGACAGAGCCAAGCUAGCUGUUUCCCAAUGUUUCCAGUCUUUGUGCUAAGCUAAGCUGCUGCUGCUGUACAGCUUUGAAUUUUCUCUCCACCAGAAAGCAAAUAAGUAUAUUUGCCAAAAUGUCAGACCAUUCCUUUAAUUGAAUAAGGAGCAAGAAAGAAAGCAGGGUUAAGGCUGAAAGGUGCAACUGCCAUGUUUUCAGAUGAAGGGAUGUGAUCAGGUACAACAUGAGCAGUGUGUGUUAGCAUGUUAUGGGGAGAGAGUGUAGGAGACACAAAGAGAGAGGUCAGAGAUGCUCUGGAGGAUCUAGUGAAAGAGACUGUGGGAGCCAUGGAGCUUACUGAGGAUUAUUACACAUACAGGGACAGCUGUCAUACACAUGCUCACACACAUUUGGAGCUCAAUCUGUGUGAGCAUGUGUGUAGACAAGAUAUCCAUGCCACAACCCAAGCUACACUGAUAUAACACAAGUGGUAGAAAUGUCAGUCAUCUAUGUGGAGAACUUUUUUUUUCUUUUUUGCUACCCAUUCAUAGUCUUAUUCUUACUUUACAGAGCCCACACGAAAAGUAGUGUCUGUGUGUGCAGUAGGGUUCACUCUGUAUGUUGUGACAGUCACAGAAAAAACACUGUGGCUGUUACUAUGGCUGAUGCACAUGUAUAUAAUGAAAAAGCAUACAGUAUAUAUGGCAGGUUGCAUUUUUUUCAAUAAAGUGUGACAAUUGCGUUUUGAAUAUAUUAAA
This is a messenger RNA of Lates calcarifer (barramundi perch), 4675 nucleotides long. RefSeq names its product Na(+)/H(+) exchange regulatory cofactor NHE-RF2. Gene Ontology annotation, molecular function: signaling receptor binding; protein-membrane adaptor activity. The coding region runs from base 582 to 1757 and encodes 391 amino acids. The transcript has 6 exons. Gene Ontology annotation, biological process: protein localization to plasma membrane. NCBI's taxonomy places the organism in Eukaryota, Metazoa, Chordata, Actinopteri, Centropomidae. The record is from RefSeq and is a predicted model, not a curated record. Gene Ontology annotation, cellular component: apical plasma membrane.